AUGGUUCAGCUCGAGGAAGUACCCGACGAGGAGCUCUACGCUCAGCAGCCCGGCCAGAAAGAGGACGAAGACGACUGGGACACUGACAGCGACUCAGAAGUCUCCGACGUAGAUGACGAUGACGCCUUUGACGAAUCCCUCUUCGAUCGAGUCUACGCGCUCAAAGACAUUGUCCCACCCACAUACCGCAAGCGCCUCUACGCGGCCGCCGAGUCCGGUUACGCAUGGGCUUCAUCGGGAUUGAGCUUCAGCGGCAAGACGCUCUGGGUUGUCAGCACCAGUGCGCUGUUGUUGGGUGUGCCAUGGGCGCUGGCUUUCAGCGAGGAGCAGCAAGUUUUGGAGAUGGAGAGGGAAAUGCGCAUGCAGCAAAGCGCGAACGAGCUUCUCACAUCAGGAGCCGCUGGACAGGCAGGCGCGAGACCGGCGCUGUAG
Messenger RNA from Ramularia collo-cygni, 432 nucleotides. RefSeq names its product related to mitochondrial receptor complex chain MOM22. Lineage: Eukaryota; Fungi; Ascomycota; Dothideomycetes; Mycosphaerellales; Mycosphaerellaceae. Gene Ontology annotation, cellular component: mitochondrial outer membrane. The transcript has 3 exons. The record is from RefSeq and is a predicted model, not a curated record. The coding region runs from base 1 to 432 and encodes 143 amino acids. Gene Ontology annotation, biological process: intracellular protein transport.